This is a messenger RNA of Amyelois transitella, 2060 nucleotides long. Its product is annotated as tubulin beta chain. Gene Ontology annotation, biological process: microtubule cytoskeleton organization; mitotic cell cycle. Lineage: Eukaryota; Metazoa; Arthropoda; Insecta; Lepidoptera; Pyralidae. Gene Ontology annotation, cellular component: microtubule; cytoplasm. The transcript has 3 exons. Gene Ontology annotation, molecular function: GTPase activity; structural constituent of cytoskeleton; GTP binding. Bases 108 to 1481 code for a protein of 457 amino acids. The record is from RefSeq and is a predicted model, not a curated record.
UCUCUCGCAAGUUGUGUGCGCAACGGGAGUACCGGCUCAGUACUCGUUCGACCGCCACCAAGUACUGUCCAUUUAUAGUUUUAGAAAUAAAAAAAUAAAUAAAGAAAAUGAGGGAAAUAGUGCACCUGCAGGCUGGACAGUGCGGGAACCAGAUUGGAGCAAAAUUCUGGGAGAUCAUAUCGGAGGAGCACGGAAUCGACCCCACGGGCGUCUACCGAGGCACCAGCGACUUGCAGCUUGAACGAAUCUCUGUGUAUUACAAUGAGGCCUCUGUUGCGACGGCGGAGAGCGGCGGCAAGUACGUCCCCCGCGCCAUCCUCCUCGACUUGGAACCAGGCACAAUGGACGCCGUCCGCUCCGGCGCAUACGGCCAACUCUUCCGGCCGGACAACUUCGUCUUCGGACAGUCCGGCGCUGGCAACAACUGGGCCAAAGGACACUACACAGAAGGUGCUGAACUCGUCGACGCCGUACUAGAUGUCGUCCGCAAGGAAUGCGAAAACUGCGACUGUCUCCAAGGCUUCCAACUCACACAUUCACUCGGUGGCGGCACCGGCUCCGGGAUGGGCACACUCUUAAUCUCCAAAAUCAGAGAAGAGUACCCCGAUAGAAUCAUGAACACAUACUCAGUUGUGCCCUCGCCCAAAGUAUCAGACACAGUCGUAGAACCAUACAAUGCCGUCCUUUCCAUUCAUCAACUAGUCGAAAACACAGAUGAAACCUAUUGCAUAGACAACGAAGCUCUGUACGACAUUUGCUAUAGAACCCUGAAAGUGCCCAACCCUACUUAUGGAGACUUGAAUCAUUUGGUUUCUCUCACCAUGUCUGGCGUGACGACGUGUCUGCGGUUCCCUGGCCAGCUGAAUGCGGAUCUCCGCAAGCUGGCCGUCAACAUGGUGCCGUUCCCGCGUCUGCACUUCUUCAUGCCGGGCUUCGCGCCGCUCACAUCCCGCGGCAGCCAGCAGUACCGCGCCCUCACCGUGCCAGAGCUCACCCAACAGAUGUUCGACGCCAAGAACAUGAUGGCGGCUUGCGACCCGCGGCACGGGCGGUACCUCACCGUCGCUGCCAUCUUCCGCGGCCGCAUGUCCAUGAAAGAAGUAGAUGAACAGAUGCUGUCCAUCCAAAAUAAGAAUAGUAGCUUCUUCGUAGAAUGGAUCCCCAAUAAUGUAAAGACAGCCGUUUGCGAUAUUCCCCCUCAAGGUUUGAAGAUGUCUUCAACCUUCAUAGGUAACACCACAGCCAUCCAAGAGUUAUUCAAGAGAAUAUCAGAACAGUUCACCGCUAUGUUCAGGCGCAAGGCUUUCUUGCACUGGUACACGGGCGAGGGCAUGGACGAGAUGGAGUUCAAUGAAGCUGAAAGCAAUGUGAAUGAUCUGGUCUCCGAAUAUCAGCAAUAUCAGGAAGCUACAGCAGAAGACGACACUGAGUUCGAUCAGGAAGAUAUGGAAGAGUUGGCACAAGAUGAACAACACGAUUAAAUUCGAGAUAUUGUUUGAGACUGAGCUGCCUUACUAUGACAAAUAAAAAAAAAAAAUUGAUAGGUCGCGCUGGCGUACAAAAAAUUAUGUGUGAGGUGUAAGCGAUGCUAUUUUCUACACAUUAAAAAUUACUCUGUGCUCGAAAUUGUCUGUUCUAUACAUUAAGCGUCAAUUGCGCUUUUACAAAUUUUGACAGGUCAAUUGUAAGCGUAUUAAAAAAUUGCCAUCAUAGUAAGGAUAUCAAAAUUAUAAUUCCUUUCAUUUACCGGGAAAAAAUCUCACAUACUCUCUUUUUGUAUUUCAGAAUUUUAGAUUUUAAGUAAAUUGCAUAUUUCCUAUUUAUACCAAAGCAUUUGGACUAACGAACAAAAUAAUAUCCAGAUUUUAAAAUGCGAUCUCGCACUAAGUUUUGUCAAGCGAAUUGAUAAAUAUUGAAGUGCAAAAUAUUUUAAAUAAUGAUGAAUGAAUAGUAUUAUUCGGAAUCUGUAUUAAAGUGAAUUUUAAUCAUAAUGAAGUCAGAAAUUAUAAGGAACGUACCAAUUCGUGCAUUUCUUAGCAUAAGUUACUGUAAUGUCUUGU